AUGCAUGUACAUGAGAGAGAAAAGGCACUCACGGCUCUAACAGCAGAAUUAUCGCCGUAUGAGUGGAGGACACUCCACGCCACGACAAGCAGUCGCACCUUCCAAUUCGACGUCAUCGGCAAUCUACCCGUUGAGCUAGUGGCCCAGGUGUUCUCGCAUUUAGACGUUGCUGCUCCUUACCGCUUGCAAAGUAUCUCAAGACGAUGGAACCACACUCUUCAGAGCUUACACGUUAUCAAAGCAAGCCUCAACAGUUGGUACCAAGGUACUGUCAACUUCCAAGAUGCCGAUCACGCUCUGUGUCAGAAGAAAGCCCGCAAGAUCAAUGCCUUUCGUACCGGCAAGCCGCGCAAAGUCUACAAGAUAACACCCAAGGACGGUAUAGAUGAUAUCUAUUUAGCAGGAAACAGUCUCAUCUGGCAAAGCCUAACCCUCACUCCGGAAAACCAAUCGCGAAAUGUUUGCGUCCUCGAUCUAGCUACAUGGGAUCUUCGCUUCCUGGGUGGCGAAGGCCGUGAACGAAUUAUCGACGUCUUCGUAUCUAGUGAGAUUGUGGCGCUAACAACUUGGGCGAACAUCUGCUAUGUUCACGAAUUGCAUGGCAAACGAGGUUGCAAGAAGUUCAGAGUACCAAACAACAACUAUUUCGCCAGCGUUGCCUGUCGAGAGCGCACUGUCGCAUGUUAUCAUAUCGACUCCGGUUUUGCAUCGGUGUAUAUCUGGGAAUACGACUCCCAGCGUGGAAGAUCCUUCGAUAUUAAAUUCGAACCCGGUAACAUGUUCUGGGGGACAGAUGUCGUCGAGAACGAAUCACUUGGCAUUGCUCCUAUCAUACAGCCCGCGACCCAGACAAUCAUCUUGUUUGCCAAUGCCGCACGUAACAAUGACGUUCCUUUCCACCAACAGUUCUUCGCGUUCGGUCGCUACACAUACAGCGGGGAGUGUCUCAGCACACACCACGCAAACCUCCACGGGGUAACUUCUCUCUCGUAUUUUUCCCGUGAUCCAAACACCUUUGUCCCAGUCGACGACAAGCAGAACAUACUGUCGAUAGUCAUGCGAGACACCAACGGCAAGUCAUCCUUCCUAGUGCGAUUCAACGAAGAAGAAAUGGACAUGAGUGUAUGGGAGGGUUCCCGUCUUUACGAACACCCCGAAUACUUAGAUACCAACGGUGCCAUGGCGUGGUGGAAGGACACAUGCUAUGCCGCAUUCUGGGACGGGGACGUCGAAGGCGAAAUGCGUGACACGAUUGCGCUUAUGGACCGGAAAGCCGACAAACAUAACAUGAAUGCGGUUGAGGGCGCCAGUAACGGCAAACCUUACAAGCCCAUCGCGUCUGAAACAAUAGAGGACGAGUCACUCGAUCUCGAUAUCAACGCCCCCGUUGUCAUGAACGAAGACUAUGUUAUCAGAAACGCGGGGAAUAGGUUCUACAUACUCUGUUUCGACGAUGAUGAUGAGGGGAAGAAACCACAGGAGAGUGGGUCGUUUUUUGAUCAGGGAGAGCUUGAGGUGUUGAAGGGUAUGGAUACGUGGUUCGAUCAACCACAUUACAAGGGGUGGCUACAGUCCCGGCCAUAUGCCCGUGUAAAGGAGAUCUGGGCGCCGGAGCUGGAACGCCGGAGGCAGCAGCUUUCAUUAUCUUCAGAAAGUGCCUAG
This is a messenger RNA of Alternaria metachromatica, 1662 nucleotides long. RefSeq lists its product as uncharacterized. The record is from RefSeq and is a predicted model, not a curated record. Lineage: Eukaryota; Fungi; Ascomycota; Dothideomycetes; Pleosporales; Pleosporaceae. The transcript has 2 exons. Bases 1 to 1662 code for a protein of 553 amino acids. Gene Ontology annotation, molecular function: protein binding.